AUGCUAAAGAUUGUACAUGAAUCUCAUCAAGGACUGGAAAGAUGCAAAGAGCGAGCAAGAGCAGUCAUGUAUUGGCCAGGAAUGACAAAAGACAUCGACCGAGUGGUUAGUCAGUGCAGGACUUGUCUGCGUUUCCGGAGGAGCAAUACUAAGGAGCCUCUUCUGCCGCAUGCACUACCAACAAGACCAUGGGAAAAGCUAGGAGUGGAUAUCAUGACUUUGAACGCAAAAGAUUAUCUGACAGUAGGGGACUAUUAUUCCAAGUACAUAGACGUUCAGCAACUGAGAGACAAGACAUCAUCGUCGGUCAUUAACGCCAUGAAGUACACGUUCGCUACUCACGGUAUUCCAGAAGAAAUAAUAUCUGAUAACAUGCCGUUUGCAAGCAGAGAAAUGCAAGCAUUUGCCAAUGAAUGA
This is a messenger RNA of Corticium candelabrum, 417 nucleotides long. RefSeq lists its product as uncharacterized. Gene Ontology annotation, molecular function: nucleic acid binding. The record is from RefSeq and is a predicted model, not a curated record. NCBI's taxonomy places the organism in Eukaryota, Metazoa, Porifera, Homoscleromorpha, Homosclerophorida, Plakinidae. The transcript has a single exon. Bases 1 to 417 code for a protein of 138 amino acids. Gene Ontology annotation, biological process: DNA integration.